UGAUUGCAUUUCUUUUACCUCGGACAAGAUAUAGCAAUGUUAUUCCAGGACCUAAGGGAUUGCCUUUUAUUGGUUGCCUGUUUGAAUGUUCAUUAAAAAAUAUGCACAUAAAAUUUAUGGAAUAUGCCGAAAAACAUGGCGAUAUAGUACGAAUCAACAUUUUAGGAAUGAGUAUAAUAACGCUUUACACGGUUGAAUUGGUGCAGAAAGCGUUCACCGAAGAAAGAUAUAAAACCUAUCUUAGUGACAGACCUUGUACAUUCGUCGGGAAGUAUAUCUUUUAUGGUAAUAAGGGAAUCGGGUUUACGUUGGAUGGGAAUAGUACCCUACAUAAUGAAUUAAGAAAGUUAUUCACAAGACGAUUACGCUUAAAUGGAGAUGGAAUUAAAGUAUUCGAGGACAAAGUUUUGCACGAGAUUGUUUGCAUGAAGUCGCGGAUUCAAGAGACUGGUAAUGCUGAGUUUGACCUUGUGCCUGUGCUGAAACGUUCAUUGUCAAAUCUUUUGUCAGUUUUACUUUCUGGUGACUCAAUGAUGGACUGCGACGAUGUGGAUAUGUUCUGGGAAUUUAACGAGGGUUUCGAUUUCAUGGUAACACCAAAAGCCAAUGCUGUUUAUACAGUUGCACCCUUUAUGCGAUUUUUGCCGGGAGCGUACAGGGACAAGUAUCAUAGGAUGUUGACUGCUAGGGAAAAGAUAAUGGAAGAAUACUUUUUUCGUAUCAGGGAGACACACGAGAAAGGCAAUACUAGAGGAUACAUUGACUUUCUUCUUGAUGAACAAGCCAGCCAGCUUCAAACUGGGAAAGAAGUCUUUCUUACAGACGAGACUAUAAAAGCCAAGAUACUCGAACUUUUUAUAGCUGGCAUUACAACAACUUGUUCUACAUUGAGUAAUUUAUUUCUUUGCUUGAUGAACCAUCCAAACUACCAGCGUAAGGCACAAGAAGAAUUGAACAGAGUAGUGGGUAAUGAGCGUCUACCGACUAUUGAUGACAGACGUAACUGUCCAUUUAUGGAAGCACUUGUUAUGGAAACCCUUAGAUAUAUAACUCCUUCACCAUUUGGUGGACCACAUGUAACUGAAAGAAAUGUGCAAUUUGAAGGUUUUCACAUACCUGCAAUGAGCAAUGUAUUUGCCAGUAUGUGGUUUAUUCACCAUGACGAACGAAUCUGGGGAGAUCCUUGGACAUUUAGACCUGAGAGAUUUUUAGAUGAGAAAGGUCAACUUUUGGAAAGGGAGCACGUGUUUAUGAAAAGUUUGAUUUCGUUCUGUGUAGGUAGACGGCACUGUAUCGGGGAACACUUUGCUCGUUCAAGGAUGUUUCUAUACACAGCCUCACUGCUCCAGCAGUGGACGUUUGUUCCGUCACCAGACAGGGUUGGGUCAUGUGAUCCAAGAGAGCGGGAUUUCGAGAUAAGUGCAGUGUUAAAGAAUAAGUCUCUCUUUUGUACUGUUCAAAGUACAGAGGCUGGCAUGUGA
This is a messenger RNA of Mercenaria mercenaria, 1481 nucleotides long. Its product is annotated as cytochrome P450 1A1-like. Lineage: Eukaryota; Metazoa; Mollusca; Bivalvia; Venerida; Veneridae. The coding region runs from base 102 to 1481 and encodes 459 amino acids. Gene Ontology annotation, molecular function: monooxygenase activity; iron ion binding; heme binding. The transcript has 6 exons. The record is from RefSeq and is a predicted model, not a curated record.